This is a messenger RNA of Lentinula edodes (shiitake mushroom), 1821 nucleotides long. RefSeq lists its product as uncharacterized. Lineage: Eukaryota; Fungi; Basidiomycota; Agaricomycetes; Agaricales; Omphalotaceae. The coding region runs from base 1 to 1821 and encodes 606 amino acids. The record is from RefSeq and is a predicted model, not a curated record. The transcript has 4 exons.
AUGUCAAUUGAAAUUAGCAAGACCACUGGCUCCAUUCCUCCAGACGUCCUGUACUCUGCUCUUCGACGCGUUUUCUACAAGUUUUCUUGCGGCGGCGUCGUUCAUGAAAAGGACUUUGUUUCAACCUGUGGAUAUGUCUCUACCCUCCUCAAAAAUACCGAAUUCCAAGAUCUCAUCGAAUCAACACAAGGUUUGUUUGUAGAUGUUGUAGAGAUGGCUGUCGUCGUUUUCAUCUCCCGUGUUUUUCCCAUAGUCCGUUUGUCAAUACUCUCCUUUGUCGAUUACGUUCCAGAAAGCUGCGAGGCAGUCAGCUCGCUGUUCGAUUUGUUAGAAGCGCAGGUCAUUAAAUGCUGCGGAUAUGGCAUGCAAUUGAGGAUGGCGGCGAUCGACCAACUUUUGCAGUCCGAUGAAACUAUAGUCACCACUUUGCCCAAAACACUGAAUCUCUCGCUCUUCGCCGAAAAGUGUCGUUCGAUGCCAUUCACGACGUCUCUAGAUGACUACAGUAUACAAGCUCAAUCAUCUUCGCAAUUUUUGGAUCCUCGUUCGUCAGCAAGCGGGGCCCCUCUCUCGCGUGGGACGAUAUCCCCUGGUAUAGGUUGCGGUCCUCCGCGGGAGUGUCCUUUUCCAACUUGGUCAACACCACGAAGCUCUUUCCUUGUAUCUCACUUCACGACAGACUCGUGUCGUUUCCAGGCUCAGAACUAUCCAAAGCCGAAUUUCAACGUCGUUCAGUCCGAGUCGAUUCGCGCCGCGGCCGAAUUCGAGCUCUCACUAUGCGCUAAUCUUCUCUUUGGCUCGAACAUGCAGGCUUCUAUGCAAUCUCAAAGUCAUUCUUUCGCCGAAAAUGAAUCUAAUACACCUUCUCCUGUUUCCCAAACAUUUUCCGUAGAUAUGAAGAGUCUCUUGCCCUCAAAUGUGGAGCAUCUCAUGGAUAGUCCUCUCUUUGAUCCGCUUGUUCUUGACGCAUAUAAUCCAGCCACCGUUUCUCAAAGCCCUUCUAUAACCGAAAGCGAAUCUUGCAACCAUCCAGUUUCUUCACCAUUUUUGCAACCACCGUUGCAGAUACACGAUCAUAGCCAGCAAUCUAGUAUUGACUUAGCCUUGGUUCCCAGUGAGCUGCUGAGUCCCUACCUACCGCAGAGUCACCCAAGUAUCUCUCUUCUUCGUCAACCUCUCUUACCUGUCUCGACGUCAAACCUCUCUUCGAAUUUAUCCUUAAGUGCACUCAACGAGCCCGAGCCAUGCACUUCCAAGCUUUCGCGAGCCGAAGCAGAAGAUUUAUUUGGAUAUCCUGCAUCGUCUUCGCCUGUACACGCUGAUAACCAAGAGGAAAAUAGUACACACUUGUCUGUAAAUGGAGACGUGUCCGUUGCGAGCAUUAUCUCUCCUAGUGGUCCUAUCACUGCUCAAUCUGUUCCGGAUCCUGACCUCGAUGAGAAAGUGUCUAAUCCGGUUCCUGAAGCCGUAGAUGGUGCCAUCGGAGAGCAAGCUGAGGUCAAGACGCCGACGAAGGAGAAGCGAAAGCGACAACCAAGUAUUGCCGGAAGCAAGAAGGAAGUCCGGAAAGAGAAAAGCCGCAGCGCCAGCGUCGUCGGCCUUGAUAUCGGAAAGGCUCUUACGGAGGAGUUCGAAAUCGGUGCGGAACAUCGUGCUUCGCCUCGGUAUGGCGGAGAGAAUCUACGUCGCUCAAAGAGGCAGAGGACAAUCACAAACCAGAAGCAAGGAUUAGAUAUCUUUGGAUUGGCUUCACCCUCUGAAGGCACUGCUUCUCCUGGGCGUAGAUCAUCAUCGAAAGUGAACAAGGAGAAUACUCGCUAA